ACACCCAAUAGAUAUCGACCCGGAACUUCAAGCCAGUAAGUUAUUGACAGUUAGCCUGUCUUAAACCUAAACACUUGGUUCUUUGCUUUAAGUCUGAGAUCAAGACAGCAAUAACAUAUGCAAGUGAUAAAUGAGAAGUUUAUCAUAUGAAACUGCAAAUGCUUUUUGAUCCUUGGUUUUAUGAUGGAUAACAGGGUCGGAAUCUUACGGGCUGUUCAGGCGGCAGCUAAUGGAAGAACACAGAAGGUCCCUUGAACUUGAGGCGAGGCGUCUCUCACAAUUCCAGUUAGCUUCCAAACCUCUUGCUGGCCAAUCUUGCUUGGGUUAUUCCAUGGAUGAGCUUAAAGUGCCUGAAGAUAACUCCAGAUUUCCUUCUGCUGAUCGAUACCAUUAUCUGCUUGAUGUUCUGAACAGUGGUUCUUCGAGUGAUGAUAACCCCAAGUUCUCAGUAAAUAAUUGCUGCGAUCAUGACGGUGCUCAAGGACUCAAUCUUCCCGAGAACCCCUUUGCGCCUGCACUCGAUAGCAGCAUUUCAGCGGUCAUGUAGAUUCAAGAAGACCAGACACAAAAGAUCAGAGUUUAUAUCAGUAGCUUUUUACAAGUCACCAUCUUUAGUUGACUGGAUACAGUUCUUUCUUCUGCUACACCAUUCUACUCAGCUUGCUGACUAAUUGAGGUACGUAUUGGUAGAGAUAAAACCAGAAGAAUGUCCGUCCCAUUACGCGAGUUGAAGGAGGUAGGAAUUACGGACGUGACGCAGAGAUGCAUAUAAGAAGAGAAUAGAGUUGUUAGUGUUUGGAUAGAAGAAUGCAAUAUAGGAGUUUUGACUUAGAUGACGAAAGAAAAGUACCCACAUAGUACAUAUUCACUAUCUUUGUGAAACGGGGCGGUAGACUAAACUGUUUAGACUAUCAGUUGUAGUUUUUACUGCUAGUUUAGCAACAUGACUUCAUUCUGUGAACAUUUUUCAUCAAACUCUUUCCGUGUUUUGUUUUAUCGUUUCCUCUUUAGUGAUAGUCUCUGAUAAUGUCAGUUUUUUGUACAGUGAACAUCUAUGGAUGCUUGCUUUAUUAUUCAAUGCUUU
Molecule: messenger RNA, 1084 nt
Organism: Sesamum indicum (sesame)
Lineage: Eukaryota; Viridiplantae; Streptophyta; Magnoliopsida; Lamiales; Pedaliaceae
Source: RefSeq, a predicted model, not a curated record